This is a messenger RNA of Dryobates pubescens (Downy woodpecker), 1065 nucleotides long. RefSeq names its product globoside alpha-1,3-N-acetylgalactosaminyltransferase 1 (FORS blood group) (gene GBGT1). Gene Ontology annotation, molecular function: globoside alpha-N-acetylgalactosaminyltransferase activity. NCBI's taxonomy places the organism in Eukaryota, Metazoa, Chordata, Aves, Piciformes, Picidae. Gene Ontology annotation, biological process: carbohydrate metabolic process. Gene Ontology annotation, cellular component: Golgi apparatus; membrane; vesicle. The record is from RefSeq and is a predicted model, not a curated record.
AUGGUGGUGUUUGAGGGUGAGGACUCCAGGAAAGUGUUGGGAUCUCUUCUUUGCCUCUGUGCUGUUGCUGCAUUUGUCUGGCUUGCAGUGGGGAAGGGAGAAGUGCACUACCUCCCUCAUGACCUUCCCUGCCCUGAAAUCUUCUCCAUGAAGCUCCAAUACACAGAGGAGAAGCUGAUCCAGCUUUCCCCCCAACUAUUUUAUCAGCAGCCAAGAGUGCUGGCUCCAAAGAAAGUUUCUUUGCGCCAGGACGUGCUGACCGUCACACCGUGGCUGGCCCCCAUCGGCUGGGAAGGAGCCUUCCACUCUGAGAUCCUGGGCAGUGCCUACAGGCCUCUGAAUCUCACCAUAGGGGUGACAGCCUUUGCCAUGGGGCAGUACAGGAGGUUUGUGCCUCGCUUCUUGGAGGCAGCAGAGCAGCACUUCAUGAAAGGCUCUCAGGUGAACUCCUGCAUCUUCACUGACAACCCAGAGACGAUUCCCAGUGUCCAGCUGCAGCCUGGCCGGAGGUUUGUCGCCGUCCCCAGGGAGAAACACUCCAGCUGGCAAGAGAUCUCCAUGCACAGGAUGGAGGCCAUAGCCCAGCACAUAGCAGAGAGGAGCCACCAGGAGGUGGAUUACCUCUUCUGCCUGGACAUUGACAUGGUGUUCUACAAUGCCUGGGGGCCUGAGACCCUGGGGGACGCAGUAGCAGCCAUACACCCUGGCUACUUCAGUGUCCCUCAAAGCCAGUUCCCUUAUGAGAGGAGGAGGAGCUCUUCAGCAGCCUACAUCCCUGAGGGAGAAGGAGACUUCUGCUAUGGGGGAGCUGUGUUUGGAGGGCUGGUCAAGAAAGUCUAUGAGCUCACCAAGAGUUGCCACACAGCCAUCCUGGCAGACACAGCCAAUGGGAUCAUGGCAGCCUGGCAGGAAGAAAGUCACCUCAACAGGCACUUCCUCUCCCACAGACCCUCCAAGGUGCUUUCUCCAGAGUAUUUAUGGGAUUACAGGAAGCCAAAGCCCCCUGAAAUUCUCCUCAUCUGUUUUUCCACACUAGAUAAGAGCUACAAAGAGAUUCUAGACUGA